This is a messenger RNA of Solanum tuberosum (potato), 1464 nucleotides long. RefSeq names its product xyloglucan galactosyltransferase KATAMARI1-like. NCBI's taxonomy places the organism in Eukaryota, Viridiplantae, Streptophyta, Magnoliopsida, Solanales, Solanaceae. Gene Ontology annotation, molecular function: galactosyltransferase activity. The record is from RefSeq and is a predicted model, not a curated record. Gene Ontology annotation, biological process: xyloglucan biosynthetic process. The transcript has a single exon. The coding region runs from base 1 to 1464 and encodes 487 amino acids.
AUGCUGCAGCUGAAUCUCUCGAAGAGAUCCAGCAACAGUAACGAACAUCAUCAUGAUUCUUCUAAGAAAUCCAAACUAACCUUUGAGCUCAAACACGCUUUCCACACCGUCAAAUCUCAAAUCCCUUUAACUCACUGUGUAUGGCUUCUUAUUACCAUAUUCCUCCAGAUCUUAAUCCUCUUCUUCCUCAUCCGCUCCUCUCCGCCUCAUCCACCGCCGUCCAACUCCCAACAGCUGGUAGCACUCAACCCGGACUGCCAAUCCGGUUACGUCUACGUCUACGACCUACCUGCUACUUUCAACACGGAGUUUAUUGACAAAUGUGAGGAACUAGACCCGUGGAAAUCGCGCUGUAAAGCGGUUUCCAACGGUGGGUUCGGGCCCAGUGCUACUGGGCUCGAACGCGUUGUACCGGAAGAUAUCACUCCAGCUUGGUACUGGACUGACAUGUAUGCUGCUGAGGUUAUUUAUCAUAACAGAAUGUUGAGUCAUAAGUGCAGGAUUAUGGAUCCGGAAAAAGCAACGGGGUUUUAUAUUCCGUUUUACGCCGGACUUGAUAUUGGGAAGUUUUUGUGGUUUAAUUAUACGGCGAAAGAUCGAGAUCGGAAAAGUGAAAUGGUUCUCGAUUGGUUGAAAGAGCAGCCGACUUUUACUAGAGCUAACGGAGUAGAUCACUUCAUUAUGCUUGGCCGAUUAACUUGGGAUUUCCGACGAUUAACUGCUAACGAUUCGGAAUGGGGAUCGAGUUUGCUUUACAUGCCAUUGAUGAAGAAUGUGUUCCGUUUAUCAGUAGAAAAGCAUCAAAAUGACGAUUUAGAAGAAAGCGUACCUUAUCCAACAGCUUUUCACCCGAGAUCUGAAUCCGAUAUAGUCCAAUGGCAGAAUUACAUCCGGAACUACGACCGUACAAAGCUCUUCUCCUUCGUCGGAGCUAAGCGUGAGAAAAUCAAAAACGAUUUCCGAGGAGUACUAAUGGAUUACUGUAAAUCCGAAGAAAACUGCCUCGCCGUCGACUGCGCCACCACCGUGUGUUCCGACGGAGCUCCGGCGAUUAUGGAAGCGUUUCUAGAUUCCGAUUUCUGCUUACAGCCUCGAGGAGAUGGGUUAACUAGACGGUCUACUUUUGACUGUAUGUUAGCUGGUUCAAUCCCGGUUUAUUUCUGGAGAGGAACAUUUAAAGGUCAGUAUGAAUGGCAUCUGCCAUGGAUGGCGGAGAGUUAUACAGUGUUCAUCGAUCAUGAUAAUGUGAGAGAUACAAAUGGGAGUUUGAUUCUGCAAGUUUUGCAAGGGAUUCAUAAAGAUAAGGUGAAGGAAAUGAGAGAGACGUUGAUUAAUCUUCUUCCUAAAUUUGUUUACGCAACGCCAGGUAAAGAUUUAGGGAGUGUUAAAGAUGCAUUUGAUAUCACCAUUGAUAGAGUAUUGAAGAGAUUGAAGUCUCGCAGAGAUCAGUAUUUUGAAUCGUAA